AUGCCUACUCAAAAAGCGAUUGUUGUCGUCGAACCCAAGAAGGAAGGUCUCGUGACCGACCGACCUGUCCCAGCGCUGCGCGACGACUACGUGCUGGUCAAGAACGUUAGCGUCGGCUUGAACCCCACGGAUUGGAAGCACGUUGCUUUCCUGUCUCCUCCCGGAGUCUUGGUCGGUUGUGACUUUGCCGGUGUCGUCGAGGAAGUCGGCAAGGACGUGAAGAAGCCCUGGAAGAAGGGUGACCGCAUCUGUGGUUUCGCUCACGGUGGUAAUGCCGUCCAACCCGAGGACGGUGCCUUUGCCGAGUACAUCGUCGCCAAGGGUGACGUGCAGAUCAAGAUUCCCGACAACUUGAGCUUCCAGGAGGCUGCCACUCUGGGUGUCGGCACCCUCACUGUCGGUCAGGGUCUCUACCAGAGCCUGAAGUUGGCCCUGCCCACCGAGCCCAUCAAGGACCAGACCCCCAUCCUGAUCUACGGUGGCUCCACGGCGACCGGUACCCUCGCCAUCCAGUACGCCAAGCUGUCCGGCUACAAGGUCAUCACGACCUGCUCCCCCCACAACUUCGAUCUGGUCCGCAGCCUCGGUGCCGAUUCCGUCUACGAUUACAAGGACCCCGAGGCGGCCGCCAACAUCCGCAAGGAGACCGACAACAAGCUGAAGCUCGUCUUUGACUGUAUCUCCCUCGCCCCCAGCGCCAAGUUCUGCGAGCAGGCCAUCUCCACCGAAGGUGGUGAAUACAGCGCUCUGCUCCCCGUCAAGGUCGAGCGCGACAACGUCAACAGCCGCUCGACCCUCGGUUACACUGCCAUGGGCGAGGCUUUCAAGUUUGGCAACAUGGACAUUCCCGCCAAGCCUGAGGAUCUGGCUCACGCUGCCAAGUUCGUGCCCAUUGCCGAGGACCUGCUCGCCCAGGGCAAGGUUAAGGUGCACCCUCCCAAGGUCGGCAAGGAUGGUCUCAAGGGCGUCAUUGAGGGCCUGAAGCUGCUGAAGGAGGACAAGGUCAGCGGAGAGAAGCUGGUCUACAACGUCUCCGAGACUCCUUGA
This is a messenger RNA of Penicillium oxalicum, 1047 nucleotides long. RefSeq names its product zinc-binding alcohol dehydrogenase family protein. The transcript has a single exon. NCBI's taxonomy places the organism in Eukaryota, Fungi, Ascomycota, Eurotiomycetes, Eurotiales, Aspergillaceae. The record is from RefSeq and is a predicted model, not a curated record. Gene Ontology annotation, molecular function: oxidoreductase activity, acting on NAD(P)H. Bases 1 to 1047 code for a protein of 348 amino acids.